UGCCAGGCGCUUGAUCACUCGUGUCUGUGGGAAGUGCUGAAAAUUCAACGCGUCACGGGCGCGUUACACACGUAUCGCGCGCAGAUUAUGAUCGGUGACGAGCUCGUGUCACCGAAAGGAGCGCGCGCUCGGCGAGAGUUUCACGGCUUUAACCGGAAGAUUGUUAACUAGUUGAACUCAGUCUCUAAGCAGCUAACGUGUUAGCCACCCCGAGCGCGGGUAGUUAACGUUACACUUCCGAUCGAGUUGAUCGAUUGAUCAAUGAUCAUGGAGAAGAAGAGGACGGACUGCCCGGCACUUCCGCCCGGCUGGAAGAAAGAAGAAGUGAUCCGGAAGUCCGGAUUAAGCGCAGGAAAGAGCGAUGUGUAUUAUUACAGUCCCACAGGAAAGAAGUUCCGGAGUAAGCCGCAGCUCUCCCGUUACCUUGGCAACACCGUCGAUCUGGGAUGUUUCGACUUCCGAACGGGUAAAAUGAUGCCCAGUAAGAUGCAGAAGAACAAACAGAGAAUGCGCAGUGAUAAUCUCAGUCUGUCCAAGGGAAAGCCGGAUCUGAACACAGCUCUCCCCAUCCGACAAACGGCCUCCAUCUUUAAACAGCCCGUCACUAAAGUAGUGAACCAUCCCAAUAACAAAGUAAAAGCAGAUCUUCAGAGAGCUACAGAGCAGCCCAGACAGCUCUUCUGGGAAAAGCGUUUGAAAGGACUGAGAUCUUCAGACGUGACAGAAGAAGUUCUUCGAACGAUGGAGCUGCCCAAAGGUUUACAAAGUAUUGGUCCAGAUUCAUCAGAUGAGACUCUUCUUUCAGCUAUAGCGAGUGCUCUACACAUGAGUUCAGCUCCGAUCACGGGUCAAACGUCCACAGCUGCAGAGAAAAACCCCGCCAUAUGGCUCAAUACAGCCCAACCGCUGUGUAAAGCUUUUACUGUUACUGAUGAAGACAUCAGGGAACAGGAGCUGAAGGUUCAUCAGGCCCGCCGCAGUCUGGAGGAAGCGCUGAUGGCCGACAGUUUGGCUCGAGCCGCCGAAUCCACACGAGACAUCGAGGGCAAAGCGGCGUAGACACACAGCAGCAGGAUCAGAUGACAGGAGGAGAGAUCAAUGUGAGGACGACAUGUUUCAAAAUUAUAUUGAAGUUAUGAUGAAGCCACAGUAUUAAAAAGAUGGACACAAAAGAUAGCUGUUAUGUAGUUUUCAAGGGAUCACAUGCAUAUUUAUGUACAAAAAUAUACAAUAAAACGCAAUGAAAAAAAUCUAAGAUAGUUAAGUGGUCCUUAAAUAACAUUGAGCACUUUUAUAGAGACAAUACAUUAUAAAUGAAUGUAAAAUAUAUUUUGCUUUACAAUAUAAUGUCUUUAAUGUAGCUUAUUGUCAAUAGUUGACAUACUGUAAUCAAUGUAUUUGUGUUUUAUCUGACAAUACUGUAUCAGUUAUUUAUAUUACACACUUACAUUAUACUGUAAUUAGAAUAAAACACCGUUAUUGUCAUAACACAGCUCUACUUUGAAAUUUAAGCUAAAAGUACACAUAUUUAUUAAAACACAUACAUAAACAAGUGAACAUGUAAACAAAUAUGUACUAAAAUAUGUGAUGUUAUAUAUUUACAUUAUUUUUGUAUUUACAGUUACAUUGCGAUCUGUACAAAUAAAAG
Misgurnus anguillicaudatus (oriental weatherfish) is the source of this 1648-nucleotide messenger RNA. It is a transcript of the gene mbd2, whose product is annotated as methyl-CpG binding domain protein 2. Gene Ontology annotation, molecular function: methyl-CpG binding. The record is from RefSeq and is a predicted model, not a curated record. Gene Ontology annotation, cellular component: nucleus. NCBI's taxonomy places the organism in Eukaryota, Metazoa, Chordata, Actinopteri, Cypriniformes, Cobitidae. Gene Ontology annotation, biological process: DNA methylation-dependent constitutive heterochromatin formation; negative regulation of transcription by RNA polymerase II.